UUUCUUGCUGGCCAAGUCGCUCGUUUCGCGCCAUUAUGAAUUCCAGCCGGCGAAGAGAUAAACAUUGAUAAGAAUAUCGUUGAAUAUUGAGUAAUUAUUAAGUGUCAUUUCGUCUAACGAGUUUAAAAGAUGUCAGAAUCUUCCAGCGUACACGUGGAUCCGGAAGAUACUAUUAACAUUUUAGUAGCUACCGAUAUUCACCUUGGUUUCGAGCACAGUAAAAAGAGAGGAGGACACUGCGAAGACAGUUUUAUUACAUUUGAAGAAAUAUUGAAGUAUGGCAAAGAUAACGAAGUCGAUUUUAUUUUGUUGGGUGGAGAUCUCUUUCAUGAUACUAAACCAACGCAAACUACAUUACUCAAGUGUGUAGAAUUGCUGAGGAAAUAUUGCUUAGGUACUAGAGAAUGCAACUUGGAAUUUUUGAGUGAUUCAGAAUUGGUAUUUCGACACUGUGCACAAAAACAUGUGAACUAUGAGGAUCCCAAUUUAAAUGUCUCAAUGCCAAUAUUUACCAUUCAUGGAAAUCACGAUGAUCCAAGUUUUGGUACUGUUGGCUCAAUAGAUAUACUCUCAGCUACUGGAUUUGUCAAUUACUUUGGGAAAUGGACUGAUCUUACUCGUGUAGUUAUACCCCCUAUAAUUCUAAAGAAACGUAAUACGCAUGUUGCACUUUAUGGUUUGAGUUAUAUUAAUGAUCAGAGAUUAUCUAGAUUAUAUAGAGAUGAGAAGGUGGAAUUGUUACGUGCAAAAGACAUAGACACUUUUAACAUAUUUGUUUUACAUCAAAAUCGUGCCAAACAUAGUGAUUAUGCAUAUGUACCAGAGAGUAAAUUGCAUAACUUUCUUAAUUUAGUUAUUUGGGGUCAUGAACAUGAAUGUCGCAUCACUCCUGAAUUUAACACAGAAGGCGGAUACUACAUUUCCCAACCAGGAAGCUCUAUUGCCACUUCUUUGUGUGAAGGCGAAUCAAAACCUAAGCACGUGGGCCUUUUAAAAGUAAAUAAGAGUAAUUUCAAAAUGAAAAGUUUAAAAUUGAACAGCGUUCGACCAUACGUCUUUGAUAAUAUGAUUCUUAGCGAUCACGAUAUUAAAAUACAAGAUUGUAUUUCAUUAUCUGACUCUAUACGUCAAUAUGUAGAUCGAUAUAUCGAAAAUGAGCUCAUGCCUAAAGUUGCUGAACAACUCACAGGAUAUCCUAAUCAACCAAAUCAACCUUUAAUUCGGUUAAGAAUAUUUUAUAAUGAUGACAAUGAACAAUUUGAUACAUUAAGUUUGGCACAAAAAUAUUGUGAUGAAGUUGCUAAUCCAAUGGAGAUGAUUAUAUUUCGUAAAAUAAAAGCUGCAGAAAAAGCAAAACGUGCUUUUAAUGAUGAUGAUGAUAUGGAUGAUAUUACAGAAUUAUUCCAAGCUGAUAUAGGGCAAGAUUGGACUAGCACAGUACGAGGAGGAAUUCAGAAAUAUUUUGAUCUUGAAGAAAACAAGGAUAAAUUAACAGUAUUGACUGUAACAGGAUUAAACGAAGCAUUGAAUCGAUAUGUUGAUCGAAGCGACAUAGAUGCCUUUAAAAAUAUUGUAAGAGAUCAAAUGAAAAGAACCAUUGAAUAUGUAAAAAUACAUAACAAUGAGAAACCAGAAGACAUUCGUGAAGAAAUUAAAAAUUUUCGCGAUAAGAGACUUUCAGAAGAACAACAGGAGAAGAGUAAUAUUUUUAAAGCAUUAAACAAUCCAACGCAAACGAGUCUCAAAAAUGUUAGAUCGUCUCAUAAUGUCAAUGUUAUAAAUGAUAGUGAUGAUAGUGAUCAAGAUUUAAAUGCAAUACCAUUGACUAAAACUAGAGGAAGAGGUAGAGGUUCUAGAGGUGGUAGAGGAUCCAGAGGAGGUCGUGGUGGAGGAAAAACUAAUGAAAAAAAUACUUCCAUUGCGAAAAUGCUGGGUUCCAAAAGUGCAUCAAAACAAACUCGUGGCUGCAUUAUUAUAGAUUCCGAUUCCAAUUAAUUAUUAAAUAUAUAUGCAUAUAAGAGAAGAUAUAUAUA
This is a messenger RNA of Nylanderia fulva, 2033 nucleotides long. It is a transcript of the gene mre11, whose product is annotated as double strand break repair nuclease mre11. NCBI's taxonomy places the organism in Eukaryota, Metazoa, Arthropoda, Insecta, Hymenoptera, Formicidae. Gene Ontology annotation, cellular component: nucleus; site of double-strand break; Mre11 complex. The record is from RefSeq and is a predicted model, not a curated record. Gene Ontology annotation, molecular function: single-stranded DNA endonuclease activity; 3'-5'-DNA exonuclease activity; manganese ion binding. Gene Ontology annotation, biological process: double-strand break repair via nonhomologous end joining; mitotic intra-S DNA damage checkpoint signaling; double-strand break repair via homologous recombination.